UCUGCGCACACGCACACGCGCACACUUUAUGCACGCGCGCGCAAAAGCUGCCUGGCCACUUGGAAAUUUCCCUGCCAGAGGACGGAUGCUAUUUGGCCGCUAAAGCAGCGGAAGUGUCCGCCAACGUGCGCCCGGUGAUGCAGCAGAGGAGCCGGUGAAGCUGCGAAGAUCAGCACACACACGCAAGGCGGCCCUUUCCCCUUUCAGCAAAAAGGUACAGUUCCAACCCGCUGGCGGCCAAGAUGGUAGUUCUGUCCCUAAAAAUCUGCGUUCGCCACUGCAACGUGGUGAAGACCAUGCAGUUCGAGCCGUCCACGGCUAUCUACGACGCCUGCAGGAUUAUCCGGGAGAGAGUUCCCGAGGCUCAGUCUGGACAGGCUUCAGAUUAUGGUCUGUUUCUAUCUGACGAAGACCCCAGGAAAGGAAUCUGGCUGGAGUCUGGCAGGACACUCGACUACUACAUGCUCCGCAAUGGGGACAUUCUUGAAUACAAGAAGAAGCAGAAGCCACAGAAAAUCAAAAUGUUGGACGGGGCCGUUAAAACCAUCAUGGUGGAUGACUCCAAAACAGUUGGGGAGCUGCUUGUGACCAUAUGCAGUAGAAUAGGCAUCACCAACUACGAGGAGUACUCUUUGAUCCAGGAGUUUAUGGAGGAGAAGAAAGACGACAGCAUGGGCACGCUAAAGAAAGACCGAACGCUGCUGCGUGAUGAGAGGAAGAUGGAGAAGCUAAAAGCCAAACUGCACACAGAUGAUGAUUUGAACUGGCUGGACCACAGCAGGACUUUCAGGGAGCAAGGCGUGGACGAGAACGAGACGCUUCUGCUGCGACGCAAGUUCUUCUACUCGGACCAAAAUGUCGACUCCCGGGACCCAGUCCAGCUCAACCUCCUUUACGUGCAGGCUCGAGACGACAUCCUCAAUGGUUCGCACCCUGUGUCGUUCGACAAGGCUGGCGAGUUCGGUGGCAUUCAGGCCCAGAUCCAGUUCGGACCUUUCAUGGAGCACAAGCACAAGCCAGGAUUCUUAGACCUGAAGGAGUUUUUACCCAAAGAGUACAUAAAGCAAAGAGGAUCGGAGAAGAAAAUAUUCCAGGAGCACAGCAACUGCGGAGAAAUGACGGAGAUCGAAGCUAAAGUGAAAUAUGUCAAACUGGCGAGGUCUCUGAGGACUUACGGAGUGUCUUUCUUCCUGGUCAAGGAAAAGAUGAAGAGCAAGAACAAGCUGGUGCCGCGCCUCCUUGGCAUCACCAAAGAGUCUGUGAUGAGAGUGGACGAGAAGACCAAAGACGUGGUGCAAGAGUGGCCACUCACCACCGUCAAGAGGUGGGCCGCCUCCCCUAAGAGCUUCACACUGGACUUUGGGGAGUACCAGGAGAGCUACUACUCUGUUCAGACCACUGAAGGAGAGCAGAUCUCUCAGCUUAUUGCAGGUUACAUCGACAUCAUCCUCAAAAAGAAACAAAGCAAGGAUCGUUUUGGAAUGGAAGGCGACGAGGAAGCAACCAUGCUGGAGGAAUCUGUGUCGCCUAAAAAGUCCACCAUCCUCCAGCAGCAGUUUAACCGCGUGGGACGGGCGGAGCACGGUUCGGUGGCGCUGCCCGGGGUGAUCCGCUCGGGCUCCAUCGGCACCGAGUCGCUCAGCGUGGGCAGCAUGCCGUCUCCUCAGCAGCAGAUCACAAUGGGUCAGAUGCACCGUGGACACAUGCCACCACUGAGCUCAGCCCAGCAAGCUCUGAUGGGGACCAUCAACACCAGCAUGCAGGCUGUGCAGAAGGCUCAGAUCGACCUGGGGGAGGUGGACAACCUGCCUCCACUAGGACAGGACAUGGCCUCCAAGGUGUGGAUCCAGAACAAGAUGGAUGAAUCCAAACAUGAGAUUCACUCUCAGGUUGACGCCAUCACUGCAGGAACUGCUUCUGUUGUCAAUCUCACAGCCGGCGACCCGACCGACACAGACUACACUGCAGUGGGCUGCGCCAUCACCACCAUCUCGUCCAACCUGACGGAGAUGUCCAAGGGCGUCAAGCUGUUAGCUGCUCUCAUGGAGGACGAGGUGGGCGGCGGUAACGACCUCAUGAAGGCUGCCAGGACGCUAGCAGGAGCUGUGUCUGACCUGCUCAAGGCCGUGGAGCCUGCAUCUGGAGAGCCAAGACAGACGGUGCUGACAGCAGCCGGCAGCAUCGGCCAGGCCAGUGGAGACCUCCUUCGACAGAUUGGAGAGAAUGAAACAGACGAAAGGUUCCAGGAUGUUCUGAUGAACUUGGCCAAAGCGGUGGCCAACGCUGCAGCCAUGUUGGUCCUGAAGGCCAAGAACGUGGCCCAGGUCGCGGAGGACACUGUCCUCCAGAAUCGAGUCAUUGCCGCCGCCACCCAGUGCGCUCUAUCCACCUCCCAGCUGGUAGCGUGUGCCAAGGUGGUGAGUCCCACCAUCAGCUCCCCCGUUUGCCAGGAACAGCUCAUCGAAGCUGGGAAGCUGGUGGAUCGCUCUGUGGAGAGCUGCGUCCAGGCCUGCCUCUCUGCUACGGAGGAUGGAGAGCUCCUCAAGCAGGUGAGCGCGGCAGCCAGCGUGGUGAGUCAGGCCCUGGAAGAUCUCCUGCAACAUGUCCGCCAGUACACUUCUAGGGGAGAGCCCAUCGGCCGCUACGACCAGGCCACUGACACCAUCAUGACGGUCACUGAGAGUAUCUUCUGCUCCAUGGGGGACGCCGGAGAGAUGGUCCGCCAGGCCCGUGUGCUGGCCCAGGCCACAUCAGACCUGGUGAACGCCAUGAGGUCUGAUGCAGAAGCUGAAAUCGACGUGGACAACUCCAAGAAGUUGCUGGCGGCUGCGAAACUGUUGGCUGACGCCACUGCCAGGAUGGUGGAGGCAGCGAAGGGUGCAGCAGCCUAUCCCGAGAAUGAGGACCAGCAACAGCGACUGAGGGAGGCUGCGGAGGGUUUGCGUGUGGCCACCAACGCCGCAGCUCAGAACGCCAUCAAGAAGAAACUGAUCAACCGACUGGAGAAUGCUGCCAAACAAGGUGCAGCGGCAGCCACCCAAACCAUUGCUGCUGCUCAGAAUGCUGCCGCCUCCAACAAGAACACCGCCGCCCACCAGCAGUUGGUGCAAAGCUGCAAGGCAGUGGCUGACCACAUCCCUCAGCUGGUCCAGGGCGUGCGGAGCAGUCAGGCCAAACCAGAUGACCUGAGUGCACAACUUGCCCUCAUUAUUGCCAGUCAGAACUUCCUACAGCCUGGUAGUAAGAUGGUGACUUCGACCAAGUCAUCUGUUCCCACGGUGACGGAUCAGGCUGCCGCAAUGCAACUGGGUCAGUGUGCCAAGAACCUGGCCACCUGUCUGGCUGAGCUGAGGAUGGCUGCACAGAAGGCUCAUGAAGCUUGCGGCCCCAUGGAAAUCGACUCUGCCCUCACAGCCAUCCAGACGCUGAAAAAUGAGCUGCAAGACGCCAGGCUGGCUGCCGGUAACUCGCAGCUGAAGCCUCUCCCGGGAGAAUCGUUGGAGAAGUGUGCUCAGGAACUGGGCAGCACAUCCAAGUCAGUCGGCUCCUCGAUGGCUCAGCUGCUCACCUGCGCUGCACAAGGCAAUGAACACUACACAGGCAUAGCAGCCAGGGAGACGGCCCAGGCCUUAAAGACGUUGGCCCAGGCGGCCCGCGGAGUUGCUGCAUCCACAGCUGACCCCAAAGGUGCCGCCGCCAUGCUGGACUCGGCCCGCGAUGUUAUGGAAGGCUCUGCGCUUCUCAUUCAGGAGGCCAAGCAGGCGUUGAUCUCACCCGGAGAUGCCGAGAGUCAGCAGAGAUUGGCGCAGGUGGCUAAGGCCGUGUCUCAUUCCUUGAACAACUGCGUCAACUGCCUGCCCGGCCAGAAGGACGUGGACAUGGCUCUCAAGAGCAUCGGCGAGGCCAGCAAGAAGCUCCUGAUUGACAGCAUCCCACCCGCCUCCAAGACGUUUCAGGAGGCGCAGAGCGAGCUCAAUCAAACGGCGGCCGACUUGAACCAAUCUGCCGGUGAGGUGGUCCACGCCUCUCGAAGUUCCAGCAGCCAGCUGGCUGUGGCAUCUGGGAAAUUCAGCGAAGAUUUUGACGAGUUCCUGGACGCUGGUAUCGAGAUGGCUGGGCACACUCAGAAGAAGGACGACCAGGUGCAGGUGAUCAGCAACCUGAAGAACAUCUCAAUGGCCUCCAGCAAGCUGCUGCUGGCGGCUAAAAGUCUGUCGGUGGAUCCGGCAGCCGCUAACGCAAAGAACCUGCUCGCAGCUGCAGCAAGAUCUGUGACCGACAGUAUUAACCAGCUGAUCACGCUGUGCACUCAGCAGGCGCCUGGCCAGAAGGAGUGUGAUAACGCCCUCCGGGAGCUCGAGGCGGUCCGAGGAAUGCUGGACAACCCCAAUGAACCCGUCAAUGACCUUUCCUACUUCGACUGCAUCGAGAGUGUCAUGGAAAAUUCCAAGGUCUUGGGAGAGUCCAUGGCGGGGAUUUCCCAGAACUGCAAGACGGGAGACGUUACUUCAUUUGGAGACUGUGUAGGAUCGGCGUCCAAGGCGCUUUGUGGGCUCACAGAGGCUGCAGGACAGGCCUCUUACCUGGUGGGUGUGUCGGAUCCCAACAGUCAGGCAGGUCACCAGGGUUUGGUGGACCCCAUUCAGUUUGCUAAAGCCAACCAAGCUAUCCAAAUGGCGUGUCAGAAUCUGGUUGACCCACAGAGUAGCCCCUCUCAGGUCCUUUCAGCUGCUACCAUCGUUGCAAAGCACACGUCGUCGCUGUGCAACGCCUGCCGCCUGGCUUCCUCGAAAACCACCAACCCUGUUGCCAAGCGACACUUUGUCCAGUCUGCUAAGGAGGUGGCCAACAGCACCGCCAACCUGGUCAAAACCAUUAAGGCUCUGGAUGGAGACUUCUCGAAUGAAAACAGGAACAGGUGUCGAGUGGCCACAGCUCCACUCAUCGAAGCGGUGGAAAACCUGACAACAUUCGCAUCCAACCCCGAGUUUGCCAGCCUCCCCGCUCAAAUCAGCCACGAGGGCUCGGCAGCUCAGGAGCCGAUCCUCCAGUCUGCUUACUCCAUGCUCGACAGCUCCACCUACCUGCUCAAGACCGCACGCUCACUGGUUAUCAACCCUAAAGACCCGCCCACCUGGUCUGUGUUGGCUGGUCACUCCCGCACUGUCUCCGACUCCAUCAAGAGUCUCAUCACUGCCAUACGUGACAAGGCCCCAGGCCAGCGGGAGUGCGACUCGUCCAUUGAUAAUGUCAACAAAUGUAUCCGAGACAUUGAGCAGGCCUCUUUGGCUGCGGUCAGCCAGAACUUAGCCAGCAGGGACGACAUCUCACUGGAGGCCCUGCAAGAACAGCUGACAUCCUCCGUGCAGGAAAUUGGCUACUUAGUCGACCCUGUUUCCACCGCUGCCAGGGGCGAAGCUUCACAACUAGGACACAAGGUGACCCAGCUGGCCCGCUACUUUGAGCCGCUAAUCAGGGCCGCGGUGGGCGUGGCGUCCAAGCUGAAGGACCACCAGCAGCAGAUGACCUUCCUGGAUCAGACUAAGACCUUGGCCGAGUCCGCCCUGCAGAUGCUGUAUGCUGCCAAGGAGGGAGGAGGAAACCCAAAGGCGUCCCACACGCACGACGCCAUCUCCGAGGCAUCCCAGCUCAUGAAGGAGGCGGUGGAUGACAUCAUGGUGACGCUGAACGAGGCCGCCAGUGAAGUAGGCAUGGUGGGAGGGAUGGUGGACGCUAUUGCCGAGGCCAUGGCCAAGCUGGAUGAGGGAACGCCACCUGAACCGGAGGGCUCCUUUGUGGACUACCAGACCAGUAUGGUGAAACACUCCAAAGCUAUUGCAGUCACCGCCCAGGAAAUGAUGACCAAAUCGGUGACGUGUCCGGACGAGCUGGGGAGUCUGGCCUCUCAGGUGACCGCAGACUUCAGCCAGCUGGCGGUGCAGGGGCGCAUGGCCGCCCACACGGCCGAGCCAGAAGAGAUUGGUUUGCAGAUUAAGACCAGAGUGCAGGAGCUGGGCCACGGAUGCAUCUUCUUGGUCCAGAAGGCCGGAGCGCUGCAGAUUACUCCUUCUGACAGCUUUACCAAACGAGAACUUAUCGACUGCGCCCGUGCCGUCACAGAGAAGGUGUCUCUGGUGCUGUCGGCGCUGCAGGCUGGCAACAAGGGCACACAGGCCUGCAUCACGGCAGCCAGCGCCGUGUCGGGCAUCAUCGCAGAUUUGGACACCACCAUCAUGUUCGCCUCCGCCGGCACUCUUAACGCGGAGGACGACGAGUCCUUCGCUGACCACAGAGAGAACAUUUUAAAGACGGCCAAAGCUUUGGUGGAGGACACGAAGAUGUUGGUGUCUGGUGCCGCUUCCGGUCAGGACAGGUUGGCUCAGGCGGCCCAGUCUUCUGCCAAAACCAUCACCCAUCUCACUGAUGUGGUCAAACUGGGAGCCGCCAGCAUCGGCUCAGACGAUCCAGAGACUCAGGUGGUUCUGAUAAAUGCCGUCAAAGACGUCGCCAAGGCACUGGCGGAGCUCAUCAGCGCCACCAAGUGUGCCGCCGGCAAAGCAGCAGACGACCCGUCCAUGUACCAGCUGAAAAGCGCCGCCAAGGUGAUGGUGACCAACGUGACGUCCCUGCUAAAGACAGUCAAGGCUGUGGAGGAUGAGGCCACACGAGGCACCAGAGCGCUGGAGGCCACCAUUGAGUGCAUCAAACAGGAAAUGGCGUUAUUCCAUUCCAGGGACCCCCCUAUCAAAACAACUACACCUGAAGAAUUCAUCCGCAUAACCAAAGGCAUCACCAUGGCGACGGCUAAAGCCGUGGCUGCUGGGAACUCUGCCCGGCAGGAGGACAUCAUCCACACGGCCAACCUGAGCCGCAAGGCCAUUUCCGACAUGCUCGCCAGCUGCAAGCAAGCGGCUUACCACCCUGAUGUCAACGAGGAGGUGAAGAACAGGGCCCUGAGGUUCGGAUCAGAGUGCACUGUUGGGUACAUUGAUCUGCUGGAACAAGUACUUCUGGUGUUGCAGCGGCCCACACCUGAGCAAAAGCAGCAGCUGGCAGCGUGUUCGAAACGAGUGGCCGGAGCCGUCACCGAACUCAUACAGUCUGCAGAGGCCAUGAAAGGUUCUGAGUGGGUGGACCCAGAGGACCCCACUGUGAUCGCAGAGACGGAGCUGUUAGGGGCGGCGGCGUCCAUCGAGGCGGCCGCGAAGAAGCUGGAGCAGCUCAAACCUCGAGCCAAGCCUAAGCUGGCGGAUGAGACGUUAAACUUCGAGGAGCAGAUCCUGGAGGCGGCCAAGUCCAUCGCUGCCGCCACCAGCGCCUUGGUUAAAUCCGCCUCUGCCGCCCAAAGAGAGCUGGUGGCUCAGGGCAAAGUGGGCUCCAUCCCAGCCAACGCCAUAGACGACGGCCAGUGGUCCCAAGGUCUCAUCUCGGCUGCACGUAUGGUGGCGGCGGCCACAAGCAACCUGUGCGAGGCUGCAAACGCCUCCGUGCAAGGCCACGCCAGCGAGGAAAAACUGAUUUCUUCAGCCAAGCAGGUGGCCGCCUCCACUGCACAGCUGCUGGUGGCCUGCAAGGUGAAGGCUGACCAAGACUCUGAGGCCAUGAGGAGACUGCAGAUUGCUGGCAACGCUGUGAAGAAGGCUUCGGACAACUUGGUGAGAGCGGCUCAAAAGGCGGCGUUCGACAAGGCAGAUGAAGACAACGUGGUGGUCAAGACCAAGUUUGUCGGCGGCAUUGCACAGAUCAUCGCGGCCCAAGAGGAGAUGCUGAGGAAGGAGAGAGAGCUGGAAGAAGCCCGGAAGAAGCUGGCUCAGAUCCGACAGCAGCAGUACAAAUUCCUGCCCAGCGAGCUGCGCGAGGACAACAACUAAAGAAGCCUUUUGCUCUAAAAUCGACGUCUUCAUGUCUCAGCUGCUGCGUGUUACGGACUGAUUGCGAGCGACCGGUCUCACACGGCGAGGACGUCCUAAACGGUGACAACAUGAAGAUGUGUGCUGGCGUGUAACAACCAAGCCACUUCAAGCCCAAUGUGACUCGCUCGGGAGCGAACGUGUGCAAUGUCUCCUGUCUUCUCUCAGCUCGACACCUGCAACAGACCACGCCGCCACACACAAACGGAAGGUCUGACAUGCUUGUCAAUGUCAACCAAGGGUGUCUCCUAGAUCUGCAUGUCUUUGGCCUUGAAUUGAGCCUUUCUGAUAUUUAUUAUUAUUCUGAGGAUAUUUUUAGCCGGCGUGUGAUGGUCAGAGAAGGAAAAAAAAAAGAAAAUCUCACUGCCUCUUUUCUGCCAGCCUUCUCAUUAGGGGUGGAAAGUGAUGCAAUAACAAGGAUGGUGCUGUAGAGGGCAGUGUUGGUGUCCUUUUGAAAUAAUAAACUUAUCAUUUCAGUUGC
This is a messenger RNA of Nerophis ophidion (straightnose pipefish), 8391 nucleotides long. RefSeq names its product talin 2a (gene tln2a). Gene Ontology annotation, molecular function: structural constituent of cytoskeleton; actin filament binding; integrin binding. Gene Ontology annotation, cellular component: ruffle; plasma membrane; cytoskeleton. Bases 243 to 7871 code for a protein of 2542 amino acids. The transcript is spliced from 58 exons. The record is from RefSeq and is a predicted model, not a curated record. Lineage: Eukaryota; Metazoa; Chordata; Actinopteri; Syngnathiformes; Syngnathidae. Gene Ontology annotation, biological process: cell-cell adhesion.